CGCCCGCCCUCCCUCCUGCCCGGCGCGGCGCGGCGGGGCGGGCGGCUCCGCGCCUCUCCGCUCCGCGCCUCUCCGCUCCGCUCCGCGCUAUGAGCGCCGGCGCUCCCGUGCCUCCUCGCGGCCGCUUCCUGCCCGGCGGGGGGCUCUCCGCCCCGCUCUGAGGGACGCAGCGGCGGGGCCGCGGAGCGAGCGGAGCGCGGAGCCGGGCGCGCCGCGGCGCAGCGGAGCGGAGCGGGGCGAAGGCAGCGCGGCGCCAUGCGGGGCCCGGCGCUGGGGCUGGCGCUGGCGCUGGGGCUGCUGCUGCUGCUCGGCGCGGCGUGGCUGGCGCGCGGGCAGAACGAGACGGAGCCCAUCGUGCUGGAGGGCAAGUGCCUCGUGGUGUGCGACUCCAACCCCACCUCCGACCCCACGGGCACCGCGCUGGGCAUCUCCGUGCGCUCCGGCAGCGCCAAGGUCGCCUUCUCCGCCAUCCGCAGCACCAACCACGAGCCCUCCGAGAUGAGCAACCGCACCAUGAUCAUCUACUUCGACCAGGUACUAGUGAACAUCGGCAGCAACUUCGACUCGGAGAGGAGCACCUUCAUAUCGCCCCGGAAAGGGAUUUACAGUUUUAAUUUUCACGUGGUGAAAGUGUACAACAGGCAAACCAUCCAGGUGAGUUUGAUGCUAAAUGGGUGGCCAGUGAUUUCUGCCUUUGCAGGGGACCAAGAUGUGACCCGAGAAGCUGCUAGCAAUGGAGUCCUGAUUCAGAUGGAGAAAGGAGACAGAGCUUAUCUAAAACUGGAGAGAGGAAACUUGAUGGGAGGCUGGAAGUAUUCCACGUUCUCUGGAUUUCUAGUGUUCCCGCUUUAAAUAACUUCUCAUCCGAGCAGAGGGAAAGCAGCAAGUCAGAGAAUUUCUUACAAAUUCCCGAAUUGUAGCUGGGUUUAAAGAGCUGUGGACAGCAGACUUUUUACAUUCAAAUAUUAAAGAAGCUAAAUCCUGCUUAGGUUUGUGUACAUCUGCUUUGAAGAAUUACUACUUAUUUUUGUUGUGUUGCAGCCAACAGGCGGGAGACACUAUAAUUGAUCAUACCCCCAUUUAUAUUCCUCUCUCUCCUCCCACAAAAUUAGUUCCCAUCUCUGUGUCACUGGUGUAAUCUGCCAUCGUUCCCCCCAUGGUUUCUGCCUCGCCCAAGUAGACUUUAGAUAUUUUCGUUGUCGUUUACAGCAUAUUUUGUAGUUUUGUUUUUAAAACAUGUUAAUCUUGACUCUUUCUCUGAGUUUAACUUUUAAAAAAGCAAAGUAUUUUUGAAUACAUGGAUGCCAUGACGGAAGGGAAAAUGCAAUUCUUGCUGUAUACCGGCUGGCAAAGGAAAAAUUUAUACACUAAGAACUAUUCACAGCCAAGGCUGACUAGAGUAUUUCAGUAUUUCUAUGUAAUUCUGAGUGAUUGUGAAAUUUAAGGCUGCUAAAUGUUUUGAUGCUUGUUUUGCUCUUGUAAAAUGUGGCCCAACUAAACGCCAGGAAGUAUAUUGAACUUUUACUAUUACUCUGUAAUAUAUGUGUGAAUAUCGAAAAUUAAUUUUUGCUUUAAUUCAAUAAAGUUUAAAUGGGACUUUUA
Molecule: messenger RNA, 1602 nt
Organism: Dromaius novaehollandiae (emu)
Lineage: Eukaryota; Metazoa; Chordata; Aves; Casuariiformes; Dromaiidae
Gene: CBLN1
Product: cerebellin 1 precursor
Exons: 3
Coding region: 256-852 (198 amino acids)
Biological process (GO): maintenance of synapse structure
Cellular component (GO): synaptic cleft; glutamatergic synapse
Molecular function (GO): protein binding
Source: RefSeq, a predicted model, not a curated record